GGAAUUGGCAAUCCGUAUAGGUGUGAUGGACUGUGCCGAUGAGAAGAAUUUUGCCGUUUGUGCAGAAUAUGGCAUUCACUUCUAUCCAACCUUUAGGUACUUCAAAGCACUUGCAACCCAGUUCACAACAGGAGAAAGUUACAAAGGACCAAACAGAGAGUUAGAAACAAUGCGACAAAUCAUGAUCGACUUUCUACAAAAUCACACUAGUGCAAACAAGCCCCCUGCUUGUCCUAUGCUGAGCACAGCAAGCUCUAGUUCUGUUCUGACUUUAUUGGGAAAACACCAGAAGCACUAUACAGCUGUUAUAUUUGAAAAAGAAUUUUCCUACAUUGGUCGGGAGGUGAUACUUGAUUUGAUGCGGUAUGAAAAUAUUAUUGUAAAACGAGUGUUGGAUACAGACAAAAAGUUAAUGGAAAAACUUGGUAUCCGUUCAGUGCCGUCUUGCUACUUGUUUUACCCUAAUGGCUCCCAUGGAUUAAUUUACAUGCAGAAGCCUCUACGAUCAUUCUUUUCUUCAUACUUAAAGUCAUUGUCAGGAGUGACCAAGAGACAGUCUUCACAAUACACUGCACCUGUUGGGCAGAAGGAUGAGGCAAUGAGUCUGAUAAAGCCGUGGAAGUCUUUUGAUCGGAAUAAGGUGUAUAUGGCUGAUCUGGAGUCUGGUUUGCACUAUAUACUACGAGUGGAACUUGCUAGUCACAAGAUAUUGGAAGGACCAGAGCUAUCUACGCUUAAGGACUUUAUUACAGUCCUGUCUAAGCUGUUCCCUGGUCAGCAACCAGCAGUGAAGUUACUGGAAAUGCUGCAGGAGUGGUUAGUGAGCCUCCCGUUGGAUAAAAUCCCAUACAACGCAAUCCUCGAUUUGGUGAAUAACAAAAUGAGGAUAUCUGGAAUGUUUCUUACAAAUCGUGUAGAGUGGGUUGGCUGCCAGGGCAGCCAGCCCCAGUACAGAGGUUACCCAUGCUCACUUUGGACACUCUUCCAUACCUUGACAGUACAUGCUGCGACACGUCCUACAAUGCACAUCCUUCCUGGAUUCGACAGCACUCAAGUAGUUCUACAGGUUAUCAGGAAAUACAUUCAUUAUUUCUUUGGAUGCAGGGAGUGUGCACAGCACUUUGAGGCGAUGGCAAAAGAAUCUAUGGAUAAAGUGACCACACUGGAUGAUGCCAUUCUCUGGCUAUGGAGAAAGCACAAUGAAGUGAACAACAGACUGGCAGGUGCUCCAAGUGAGGAUCCAAUGUUCCCUAAGGUUGCAUGGCCAACUCCGAACCACUGUCCCACAUGUCAUGAAGAGAUUAAGGGCCUUCAUACGUGGAAUGAGAAAGAAGUUCUAAUAUUUUUGAAGUCUUAUUACAGUGUGGACAACAUUUCCUUGAAAUAUAGUGAAUAUGAAUUGCAAGCCAAUAAGACAAAAAAAGCAGCUCUAGAAAAUAAUCAAAGUGAGGUUAAAAAACAAGUACCAUAUCAACUGGGUAAUGGCCAUAAGGAACAAAAUGCCAAUCCUCAGAACCCAGCCCAAAACCCGAGACUUGGCGCCUUGAUAAAACAAGAGAAGGGCGAUUUGGCUGAUAGUAGCCAGAAAAGAAUUUCAUUUCACCAGGAAACAGCCAGUCUGAAGAAAGAGCUUAAACAAUCAGUUUCAUUUUUUGGAAUUGGGUUUUCCAAUGUAGACAUGAGUUUGUGUGUCAUGUUAUAUGCAGCAUCAUGUUUUUUCAUAAUGGUCAUGUACUUUUACUUUCAAAUGAGGUCCAAAAAGUGGAAAACCAGACAUGUCUGUCCUGUCGUUUUAUCAUUUAUGAAGAAAAUUUCUGCUGUAGUCCGAAAUACAAUGCUGCUGGAACAUCCUGGACCUACAAGCUGCCCGAAAUCGACAGAGCGCCCACGGUUUAACGGCGGUGCAGGUGACUUUCUGUAUGUGUGUUUGUGCGCGUGUGACCGUCUGCCAAUCUGCCCCGGCAGCGACUUUGGGUUUGGGGCAGAAAUGGAUGCUGCUACUGAGCUGAAGCCAGGGGGGAAUUUAAACACGGAUGCGCCGCACGACUUCCGGACCCAGAAUGAUGAUCUGCGCAAAGAUAUCCCACUGUGUGCCGGCUGCAAUCAACACAUCGUGGACAGAUUUAUUCUGAAGGUCCUGGACCGUCACUGGCACAGCAAGUGCUUAAAAUGCGGCGACUGCCAGAAACAACUGACGGAGAAAUGCUUCAGCCGAGGAGAUAGCGUUUACUGUAAAGAGGAUUUCUUCAAGAGAUUUGGAAGGAAAUGUGCUGCUUGUCAGCAGGGAAUCCCUCCUACCCAGGUGGUCCGGAGGGCGCAGGAUUUUGUCUAUCAUCUGCAGUGUUUUGCUUGCAUCAUUUGCAAACGCCAACUUGCCACCGGUGAUGAGUUUUACCUCAUGGAGGACAGCAGACUGGUCUGUAAGGGAGACUAUGAAGUGGCAAAGCAAAGAGAAGCAGAAACCAAUGCCAAGAGGCCCCGAACCACAAUCACUGCCAAGCAGUUGGAAACUUUGAAGAAUGCUUAUAACAAUUCCCCCAAACCAGCUCGCCAUGUGCGAGAACAGCUUUCAUCUGAGACCGGGUUGGACAUGCGUGUGGUCCAGGUAUGGAAAGUUUUUACUGGAGUUUUUACUUUCUUCAAACUGUAA
Rhincodon typus (whale shark) is the source of this 2650-nucleotide messenger RNA. RefSeq names its product sulfhydryl oxidase 2-like. NCBI's taxonomy places the organism in Eukaryota, Metazoa, Chordata, Chondrichthyes, Orectolobiformes, Rhincodontidae. The record is from RefSeq and is a predicted model, not a curated record. Gene Ontology annotation, biological process: protein folding. Gene Ontology annotation, molecular function: flavin-dependent sulfhydryl oxidase activity; protein disulfide isomerase activity; DNA binding. The transcript is spliced from 17 exons. The coding region runs from base 26 to 2650 and encodes 874 amino acids. Gene Ontology annotation, cellular component: Golgi membrane.